Paramisgurnus dabryanus is the source of this 1256-nucleotide messenger RNA. It is a transcript of the gene cldn2, whose product is annotated as claudin 2. Gene Ontology annotation, molecular function: structural molecule activity. NCBI's taxonomy places the organism in Eukaryota, Metazoa, Chordata, Actinopteri, Cypriniformes, Cobitidae. Gene Ontology annotation, cellular component: bicellular tight junction; membrane. The record is from RefSeq and is a predicted model, not a curated record.
GGACAUUUUACUUGCGUGAAGAUUUACCAACAGCAUCGACUUGAAGAUACAACUAACCAGAGGUGCCUGUGUGUUCGUGAACUGGGGCAGCUCCUAAUAUUUAAAGAGAUGAUAGGAAUCAAAUGUAUACAUACAGUACAGACAUAAACAAGUGAAGGCGGAUAACAUCUCACUUCAUCCUAAACAACCAAGAAGCACAGUUUGUUUGACUUUGUAACUUCUUUGGAGAACACAGUGAUUUUGAAGCCGACAUGGCUUUAGCGGGGCUGGAGCUGAUGGGAUUCUUUUUGGGCCUCUUUGGCAUGCUUGGGACCCUGGUAGCCACUCUUCUACCCUACUGGGAAAUCUCGGCACACAUCGGUUCCAACAUUGUGACUGCGGUAGAGAAUAUGAAAGGUCUCUGGAUGGAGUGCGUGUAUCAGAGCACCGGCGCCUUUCAAUGCGAGACGUACAACACAAUGCUCGGGCUCGCCCCUGAUCUACAAGCAGCCAGGGCUAUGAUGGUCAUCUCUUCGAUCUUUUCCCUCUUGGCUUGCAUGGUGUCGACUAUCGGGAUGCAGUGUACUACAUGUAUGAGCGGUUCUUCGGCUAAAACCAAAGUGGCGGGGGUAGGUGGUUCCCUGUUUCUCCUGGCAGGGCUUUUGUCUUUGAUCCCUGUAUCUUGGAAGACCCAUGAGGUGGUCCAGACCUUCCACAUGAGCAACAUUCCAGACAGUCUUAAGUUUGAAAUAGGUGACUGUCUGUAUGUAGGAUUGGCUUCUUCGCUUAUGUCCAUGUUGGGUGGUGGACUGUUGAGUGCAUCUGGUUGCGAUGACUUAGACAGUAGCAGGGGUACCAGGCAUUCUUACCCCUACCCUGACCAAAAAGGCGUUGGGCGCGUUCCACAUGCAGCAUCCCAUUCGAUGUCCUUUCGUCCAGCUACGUUACAAACCAAAAACACUGUCACUGCCAACAAGACCCAAACCCUUAACAGCCAAACCAGCACCAGUACCCAUUCAUUUGUGCCGGCCCAGGAUUCAAGGAAAUCACAAAACACAGCUGCCAGAUAUGAUGUCACAGGCUAUGUAUGAGGAUUUAUGUGAUACUGCUUGUACUUUUUUGUCUCAAACCAAAACAGACUCCUAUAAAAGCAAAAUUGUUUUGGCACAAGAAUAACAGACACAUUGCUAAAGCGUAAGUGAACUGAAAACAUGGCACAUAUGUUUAUUUCGUAGUUUAGGGACAAAAUUUAGAUUUUAACACAAAGAUGUUUUUUU